Aegilops tauschii subsp. strangulata is the source of this 639-nucleotide messenger RNA. RefSeq lists its product as uncharacterized. The record is from RefSeq and is a predicted model, not a curated record. NCBI's taxonomy places the organism in Eukaryota, Viridiplantae, Streptophyta, Magnoliopsida, Poales, Poaceae.
AUGAGGGCGCUGCGUCGAUCGCGGACAGUGAGGACGCCGUGGCGCGUGUUGAUGUCGCAGCCGUUCUCGUCGAGAUGCCCGAGGCUGGCGACACUGCUCCAGAGCACCACCCGCACCACCAAGUCGGCCGGCGACGUGGACCCGGCGCUCGUGCUCAGCUCCACCGACGCGGAAUAUUCUGUGUUGGGUGGCUUUUGCUUGCUAUGUCUCCAGAGUAUAUCAAGCAGCAUGGGAGAUGGAGCCAAAUGGAUGGUCAACAAAAUAAAAGGAAAAAUGCAGAAACCAUUGCCUCAACUCCUAAAGGAAUACGACCUUCCAAUGGGCCUCUUCCCACAAGACGCGACCAAUUACGAGUUCGACGAGGAGACAAAGAAGCUCACGGUGCAUAUCGCGUCGGCGUGCGAGGUUGGCUACAAGGAUUCGUUGGUGCUCCGGUUCUUCACCUGCGUGACCGGCAAACUCAACAAGGGGAAGCUGUCGGAGGUGGAGGGCAUCAAGACCAAGAUCCUCAUCUGGAUAAAGGUGACCGCCGUCAGGACGGAAGCCUCCAAGGUGCAUUUCUGCGCAGGCUUGAACAAGACCCGGAAUCGCGACGCCUACGAGGUUGUCAGGGACGGUGUUUCAAUAGACAAGUUCUAG